AAUUCGUAAAGGAAUUGACUAAAAUGUCAGCCUCGACAGCUAAAAGUGGCUCUCGUACCAUUUCUACCAAAAUGGCAUUACAAAUUUAUCAUUGCUUUCUACUAACUUGAUUGAUUAUGCUAAGACUUAUUUGCACAAACCUGUGCAGCAAAAAUGUCUACCUGAAAGUGCUGAGGUAUGACAUCAGAAACUUUAGCUCAUCAGAGCAUCCUUCAAAGAUUGGGGCACUCAACCACGUAGCCGUUGCAGUGAACAACUUACAAAAGGCAGUAGAUUAUUACAGAGAAGCACUCGGCGCCACUGUAAGUGAGCCACAAAAAUUACCCGAGCACGGAGUAACAGUUGUAUUCGUACGGCUUGGCAAUACAAAUAUCGAACUUUUAGAACCACUGGGAAGCUCUAGUCCUAUUUCUAAAUUCUUAGAAACCAACAAAUCAGGUGGCCUUCAUCAUAUUUGUUUGGAAGUCGAAAACAUAAAUAGUGCCAUGCAACGCGCGAAGAGUUAUGGCAUACGAUGCUUGACUGAAGAACCUAGAAUUGGUGCUCACGGCAAACCAGUUGUUUUUUUGCAUCCUAAAGAUUGUAAUGGAGUUUUGACAGAGUUGGAACAAAAGUAAUGAGAAAACCUAGAAGGAACCAAAUAUUUGUCUAAAAUACUUUCAUAUGAAUAUUUUUUUGACAAUCA
This is a messenger RNA of Galdieria sulphuraria, 685 nucleotides long. RefSeq names its product methylmalonyl-CoA epimerase. The transcript has a single exon. Lineage: Eukaryota; Rhodophyta; Bangiophyceae; Galdieriales; Galdieriaceae. Gene Ontology annotation, molecular function: methylmalonyl-CoA epimerase activity. Gene Ontology annotation, biological process: L-methylmalonyl-CoA metabolic process. Bases 117 to 617 code for a protein of 166 amino acids. The record is from RefSeq and is a predicted model, not a curated record.